UAAGAUGGACGCUUUGGACGCGGGAGAAAUCCUUAGCCAUCUAAACCAUCUGGGGUAUCGCAACAUAACUGUGGUACAAUUGAAAGAAUUUCAAAAGGAUUUGAAGAAACUCAUCAGAUACGAUGCCAAACAGUGUGUUGAAAAUCGCAGCAGUGUAGAGCCAAGCGCUGCAGAAAGGAAUGUAUUUGAAAGAUUGCACACUGAGACAACGCUUAGCUACCAAGCUAAGCAUACAAGAACCAAACACAUAGAGCCAGCAGCACAUAUUAACAAGGAAAACUUAGUGCCAAUUUCUAAACCUAUUUCCUGUAAAAACGAUCCUAUAGUCAACAAAAUGUGGAUAAGACCAAAAAGCUGUCACUCUGUAAAACGAAGUGACCCUGUUGCGCUGUACCAUUCUUACCAGAACGAUUGGAGCAAAUUCAAACAGAAAUUACCGGGAGAAAACGAUCAUUCCGAAUUGCGUUGGAAAAUAAGGCACAAACUGUUAGGGGAAUAGUAGAC
Messenger RNA from Anopheles maculipalpis, 504 nucleotides. RefSeq lists its product as uncharacterized. Lineage: Eukaryota; Metazoa; Arthropoda; Insecta; Diptera; Culicidae. Bases 5 to 499 code for a protein of 164 amino acids. Gene Ontology annotation, biological process: cilium assembly. Gene Ontology annotation, cellular component: centriole; non-motile cilium. The transcript is spliced from 3 exons. The record is from RefSeq and is a predicted model, not a curated record.